GAGCAGCCAUGUCACCAUUUCUUCGAAUUGGUUUGUCCAACUUUGACUGUGGGUCCUGCCAGCCAUGUCAAGGAGAGGCUGUUAACCCGUACUGUGCUGUGCUUGUUAAAGAAUGUGUUGAAUCAGAGAAUGGGCAGAUGUAUGUUCAGAAAAAGCCUACCAUGUACCCACCCUGGGACAGCACUUUCGAUGCCCAUAUCAACAAGGGAAGAGUAAUGCAAAUCAUUGUGAAGGGGAAAAAUGUGGACCUAAUAUCUGAAACGACCAUAGAACUCUACUCCCUGGCCGAGAGAUGCCGGAAGAACAAUGGGAAGACAGAACUAUGGUUAGAACUGAAACCUCAAGGCCGAAUGCUAAUGAACGCAAGAUACUUUCUGGAAAUGAGUGACACAAAGGACUUGGGUGAACUAGAGACUGAAGGCUUCUUUGCUUUACAUCACCGCCGGGGAGCCAUCAAACAGGCCAAAGUCCACCACGUCAAGUGUCAUGAGUUUACCGCCACCUUUUUCCCACAACCCACUUUCUGCUCCGUUUGCCAUGAGUUUGUCUGGGGUCUGAACAAACAGGGCUACCAGUGUCGACAAUGUAAUGCAGCAAUUCACAAGAAGUGUAUUGAUAAAGUUAUAGCUAAGUGCACAGGAUCAGCUAUCAAUAGCCGAGAAACCAUGUUCCAUAAGGAGCGCUUCAAAAUUGACAUGCCGCAUCGAUUUAAAGUCUACAAUUACAAGAGCCCAACUUUCUGUGAGCACUGUGGGACUCUGUUGUGGGGACUGGCAAGACAAGGACUGAAAUGUGACGCAUGUGGCAUGAAUGUACAUCACAAAUGCCAAACAAAAGUGGCUAACCUUUGUGGCAUAAACCAGAAGCUAAUGGCUGAAGCCCUGGCAAUGAUCGAGAGUACUCAACAGGCUCGCUGCUUAAGAGACACUGAGCAUAUCUACAGAGAAGGUCCAGUUGAAAUUGGUCUCCCACGUUCCAUGAAAGAUGAAACAAGGCUACCAUAUUUGCCAACACCAGGGAAAAAAGAGCCUCAAGGAAUCUCCUGGGAUUCUACCAUGGACGGGAUGGAUAAAAUCUGCCAUCUUCCAGAACCUGAACUGAACAUAGAACGACCAUCUCCACAUAUUAAAUUGAAAAUUGAGGACUUUAUCUUACACAAAAUGUUGGGGAAAGGAAGUUUUGGCAAGGUCUUUCUAGCAGAGUUCAAGAAAACCAAUCAGUUUUUUGCAAUAAAAGCCUUAAAGAAAGAUGUGGUCUUGAUGGACGAUGAUGUGGAGUGUACGAUGGUUGAGAAGAGAGUCCUUUCGCUGGCCUGGGAGCAUCCGUUUUUAACGCACAUGUUUUGCACUUUCCAGACCAAGGAAAACCUCUUUUUUGUGAUGGAGUAUCUCAACGGAGGAGACUUAAUGUACCACAUCCAAAUCUGCCACAAGUUUGAUCUUUGCAGAGCAACGUUUUAUGCUGCUGAAAUUGUUCUUGGUCUGCAGUUCCUUCAUUCCAAAGGAAUUGUCUACAGGGACCUGAAGCUAGAUAAUAUCCUUUUAGACAAAGAUGGACAUAUCAAAAUAGCAGACUUCGGAAUGUGCAAGGAAAACAUGUUGGGAGAUGCAAGGACAAACACUUUCUGCGGAACUCCUGACUACAUCGCCCCGGAGAUCUUGCUGGGUCAGAAAUACAACCAUUCUGUUGACUGGUGGUCCUUUGGUGUUCUCCUGUAUGAAAUGCUCAUUGGUCAGUCACCUUUCCAUGGACAAGAUGAAGAAGAGCUCUUCCACUCCAUCCGAAUGGACAAUCCCUUCUACCCACGAUGGCUUGAGAAGGAAGCCAAAGACAUUUUAGUGAAGCUCUUUGUGAGAGAACCUGAAAAGAGGUUGGGAGUGAGGGGAGACAUCCGCCAGCAUCCUUUGUUUCGAGAGAUUAACUGGGAAGAGCUUGAAAGAAAGGAGAUUGAACCACCUUUCAAACCUAAAGUGAAAUCACCAUAUGACUGCAGCAAUUUCGACAAAGAGUUCCUGAAUGAGAAACCCCGGCUGUCGUGUGCUGACAGAGCGCUCAUCAACAGUAUGGACCAAAACAUGUUCAGAAACUUUUCUUUCAUCAACCCAAGGAUGGAGAGGCUGAUAUCCUGAAUCCCCAUUCUCCAGAGACACAGAGGAACUUGCUGUUUCUCUAUGAACUGCUUCAAGCGACACUUCUUGAGUUCCUAUUUCAACUUGGAAAGGAAAAACACUCAUCAAUAAAGGUUGAGACCUUUUAGCUCCUCCCGUGACUUUUUAUCUGUAGCAGAAACUAAUGAAUUCCUUUGGUUUAUCCCCUGUCAUCUUUGCUAGAAACUCUUGAAGUUGGCU
Messenger RNA from Chrysochloris asiatica (Cape golden mole), 2348 nucleotides. RefSeq names its product protein kinase C, theta (gene PRKCQ). Gene Ontology annotation, molecular function: diacylglycerol-dependent serine/threonine kinase activity; ATP binding. Gene Ontology annotation, biological process: intracellular signal transduction; peptidyl-serine phosphorylation. The transcript is spliced from 17 exons. The record is from RefSeq and is a predicted model, not a curated record. Lineage: Eukaryota; Metazoa; Chordata; Mammalia; Afrosoricida; Chrysochloridae. The coding region runs from base 9 to 2129 and encodes 706 amino acids.